Messenger RNA from Trichoderma aggressivum f. europaeum, 2442 nucleotides. RefSeq names its product transcriptional regulator family: Fungal Specific TF. Gene Ontology annotation, molecular function: zinc ion binding; DNA-binding transcription factor activity, RNA polymerase II-specific; DNA binding. The coding region runs from base 1 to 2442 and encodes 813 amino acids. Lineage: Eukaryota; Fungi; Ascomycota; Sordariomycetes; Hypocreales; Hypocreaceae. The transcript has 5 exons. The record is from RefSeq and is a predicted model, not a curated record. Gene Ontology annotation, biological process: DNA-templated transcription; regulation of DNA-templated transcription.
AUGCCGAAGAAGGGCUCGACACCCCCGAAGCGCCCUCUGGCGGCGGACAAGGGGAAGGGGAAGGCCAAGGCCGUUGCGGACGACGACCAUGGCAGCACCAGCGCCGGCACCAGGAGCGACACGACGCCGCAGUCACAGACGACACAGGCCGGGCCGUCGACGUCCAACACGCUGCUCCAGCUGUCUAAGCGCAGGCGUGGGCUGGGGGUUGUGACGCCCAAUGCCUGCACGGAAUGCCGCAAGAAGCGAGCCAAGUGCGACGGCCAGCAGCCUUGCGCGCGCUGCAAAACCACAAAGGACGCUGACUGCGUCUACGAAGUUCCCGUUCGCCAAUCCAAAGAGACCCUGCGUACGGAAAUCGAGUCCCUGCGCCUGCGCCAGCGCUCUUCCGACCAAGUCUUUGGCGCCUUGAUACAGCCGCAUCUGUGGGAAGAGGUGCUGGCGCGCCUUCGCGGAGGCCAGUCCGUCGACAGCAUCUCCGAGUGGCUCGGGGGCGUCAAUGUCACCGGGGCCGCCACGGACUCGAUCUAUGCGCAGCAUGCUGAUCCUACCCUGAUGGGCCACGACUUGGCCAUGGCCUAUGGCGGCUCUGGAGCUCCCAUUCCGACCAUGUCCCUCACAAUGGAUCCCGGGUCGAUUCCCAUGGACAUGGGGGGUCCGGUCAGCCCUUGGCACUUUUCGUCGCAAAGCCAGGGCGGCUCGACCCGGAGCGGCUCUCACCCGGACCUGAUGAACUGGACCUCUGAGAUCAGCGUUGCGCCACAGUCGCGGGUUGGCUCGUGGGCAGAGAGCAUGCACACCGACCACCUCACCGACGGCAUGCACCGAUUCCGAGGGAUCGAGCAAGUCCUGGCGCCGCUCAACGAGCCCGAAAUCAAGCAGCCGGCCGGGACCUGGACCAGCAUCACCAACGACUUCAACCUGGUCCAGCACCUGUUGGCCCUGUACUUUUGCUGGGAGUAUCCCACCUUUGCCUCGCUCAGCAAAGAGCACUUUCUCCGCGAUUUCCAGGAGGGAAGACAUCGGUACUGCUCCCCAAUCCUCGUCAAUGCGCUGCUCGCCCUUGGCUGUCGGUUCUCCACCCAGCCCAUGACCAGAGCCAACCCCAACGACCCCUACUCUUCCGGCGAUCACUUCUUCAAGGAAAGCCAGAGACUCUUCAACGAGGAGACGGACCACCACUCGUUGACCACCAUCCAGGCCCUGGGCAUCAUGUCGAUCCGCGAGGCCAGCUGUGGCCGUGACUCGGAGAGCUGGUAUUACGCCGGCCAGAGCAUAAGGCUCGCUGUGGAGAUGGGCCUGCAUCGCAUCCACGACGAGGACGACGAGGAUGAGCUGGCUGUCCAGUCGGCCACCUUUUGGGGGGCUUUUGCCUUGGAUCAUGCAUGGUCUCUGGCCACGGGCUCGCUUCCCCAGUGCUCGUGCUUUCCUCACCUGCCACCCAAACCGGCCAUCAUCGGCGACAUAGAAGCCUCGCUCUGGGUACCGUAUACCGACGACGGUGAGGAUCGCACGACUACCUUUGGAGUGAAUAGUAAGGGCCUACAUGCUGACGAUGACGUAUCCGAAGGCGAGCCGUUGCAACGGUCUUGCGAACAGCCAUCCAAUUCCCUUUAUGUUCUUCAUUCUCCCGGGAGGCCCCUUACCGCGCGGGACCUCUUGAAUAUUUACACUCAGUACCUGAACUGGUACGACCGCAUCCCCGAGGUUUUGAGGCUGGGACACAACUUUACUCCGGCUGUCUUGUUUGCUCACAUGUACUACCAUUUCGCCAUCCUCCUCCUGUUCAGGCCCCUGAUCAAGCUCCGCAUCAUCGGGUCCAAGGUUUCGCCGCGAGACGUUUGCUCUCAGGCUGCCGACGCGAUCCAGGGCUUAUUAACCUCGUAUGCCCAGCUCUAUACGCUCCGUAGGACGCCGUCAUUUGUCCCAUAUUUCGUCCUGACGUCAGCCAUUAUGCAUCUGGCCAUAGGCGCUAGCAUGGUCAAGAGCGACGGCUCCGAAACCAGCGAAGAGAAGAUGAAGAAGGCAGCCAAAAUAGACCCGCGCGUGUCCGAGGCCCUCAGCCGGGGCAUUGCGGACUUGACGGAGAUGGCGCCGUGCCACCACUUUGCCGAGCAAGCGCUGAACAUCUUGCGAUACCUGGCCAAGAAGUGGAACAUUGAGGUCAAUGUCGACGGCGACAAGGUGCCGCCGGAGGACCCCGACAACCUGGUGAGGCCUUACUCGAGCAGCCUCAACUUCUUUGCACCAAACGUUCAGGAGAGCGACUUUAUGUGCGGCUGGGGGGCCAGCGCAGAGAUGGUGGAAACGCUGCAGGCGCCCAACAUCAAGAAGACGGCCGAGACGGCGGAAAACCCGCUCUUCUGGCCGUUUCCGAUGCAGGGAAGGCCGCUGCUGCCUAUUGGCCCGGAGCUGGAGCAGGCUGGUUUCAUCAAGAUUUGA